Messenger RNA from Diaporthe citri, 1689 nucleotides. RefSeq lists its product as uncharacterized. Bases 1 to 1689 code for a protein of 562 amino acids. The transcript has a single exon. Gene Ontology annotation, cellular component: endoplasmic reticulum lumen. Gene Ontology annotation, molecular function: protein N-acetylglucosaminyltransferase activity. NCBI's taxonomy places the organism in Eukaryota, Fungi, Ascomycota, Sordariomycetes, Diaporthales, Diaporthaceae. The record is from RefSeq and is a predicted model, not a curated record.
AUGGCAACAGGUCUUACCUGCACAAAGCGCAAGUACAGCGUCAUCCUCGCCUCCAUCUGUCUAGGUCUCGUACCGUACCACAUCUACUGGGCAGGCGAGAUACCGAGCUAUUCCUUGGGAAGUCAGUACAGCUUGCCGGCUUCUCCGGUAUCAAAGGCAGAAGACGAUGUUGAGUUCGAACCACAGAACCCCAAGGCAUCCAGCACCGAUGCUCCGACACUGCCGCUUGAGUACUCGACAUUGACCGAGGGCCAACAGAAAUGCGACCUAUUUUUCACGACGAAUUAUCUUGAACACACGGCCACACACCAACAGCCGUACUGCGACGCGCAAUCUCCAAGUGCUUUCCAAUGCUUCACAGCCCCGCGGCUGGUGGUACCCGCCACCGCAUCGUGGGGACAGACUGACCCUCUCUGCAUCGCCCAAGGGGUGUCUUUUGAGCCGGCGCAAGCUGGAGAAGCUCGAGACUCUCAAGCAAGUAAGUCUGACUGUGGAAUUUACUCUCAUCUACGGCCAGCUAAUGAGGGACAAUUAGAAGAGUUUGAGAUGCAAUGCAAGUUGAGGGACAUAUCUGGGGAGAGAGCCAGCUCCGCAGACGCUGCCAAAGAUCUCGAGGGCUUUCGCGACCUUCCUACAGACUGGGGUUGGUAUUGGGGAGACACCGGCGUCGGGGCGUCACUGAACACAUGGCGAUUCUCGGAUGACCGCAACGCUAGCGGCUGCACUAAAGAGAACAGCAACAACGAGUGGGUAAUGCUCAUGAGGCGGGACAGCACAGACACGCACAAUCUCUGGCAUAAGCUGAUGGAGAUCCUGCAAGCGCGCCACAGCUUCGACGCGCUGCGCAUCGCUAUCAACCCUACCACUGGGACCCCUUGGCUGUCAGAAGGAGAUGCCGCAAAUGUUCAACUUGUCUUUGAUGAUGAUCGAGAGGAGUUGCUCGAGCCUCUCUGGGAGAUCGUCACUGGCAAAAAGCCCAUCCGCAAGAGCUCACUACAGGCCACUUGCCUCGGCAACGUGAUCCUGCCGCUCCCGGGUUCUGGAAGCCCUUUCUGGUCAAACUUGCUUGACACCGGCUACCAAGAGCGAUGCCCAUCACAGACGCUACUGACGACUUUUGUGAGCCGGGUUUUUGAGUUUCAUGGUGUUGUACCACGGCCGGUGACGGAAAUCCACGCAAACCCGACAAUCACAAUCGUUCAGCGAAAGAAGAACAGGAAGUUCAUGUCCUUGGAUCGAUGGAUACCGAUUCUAAAAGAGCGCCACCCACAAUCUACCAUCCGCGUGGUUGACUUUGCCGACAUCUCCAUCGAAGAGCAAAUCCUUCUCGUCCAAUCCACAGACAUCCUCGUGGGCCAUCACGGUGCAGCGUUGACGCACACCAUCUUCCUAUCGCCCGAAUCCACCGUGGUCGAGAUACUGCCGCGAUACUUCGACCAGCAUGGAUUCCGCGCCACGGCCGCUCUGCGCGGGGUCCAGUACAUAGCGGGCAGGGGCAGAUACGAGGAGGAAUAUGAAAACGCGGUGCACGGUGAGCCGCUCCCACAAGACUGGCCGCCUCCCCCUCCGCAGGAAUUCAAUCAUUUUCAGCAGCAAGAGUGGGUUUAUCUGACGGAUGAGGAUUUCCUGGGCUUGGUUGACGCUGCGGUCAGGACUCAGUUGAACCGACUUGGUAGUAGUAAUUUAUAG